Molecule: messenger RNA, 1229 nt
Organism: Cuscuta campestris
Lineage: Eukaryota; Viridiplantae; Streptophyta; Magnoliopsida; Solanales; Convolvulaceae
Source: the annotation of a GenBank genome assembly
UAAAGAAUGCCAGCCCCAUUCCCCUUCUUGUAAGUUUUUAACCCUUAGUUUUUUAUGCCCUUUUUCUCCCUCUCUUUCAGCCUUUGCUUGGGGAUCCAUCCCUUAAUGUAUAGGGUAUAUGAAUUCUGCUGACUUUUCACAAACAAAAGCAAAAUCUGUUCAUCUGUUCUCCCAUAUUUACCCUCUUCUCUAAAUGCCAAAUCUCUUGUUGACCAAUAAUAGAUGAAAAAGAUGAAAUCUUUGAGGACAACAGGGGUAGCUUUGAGUGUGGUUUUUGGGUGUCUCUUGUUUGCCCUUCUUGCUGAGCUUUACUACUUGUUGUGGUGGAGAAGAAGAAUCACAAGAAGAGGGAUUGAAGAUGGUCCUGGGAAAAACCUCUUCUAUUUCUUCUUCCUCUGCAGGAAGAAAAAACAAUCUCCCCCUCCCCCACCUCCACCUCCUCCGGUUCCAUCUUCUCCCGACCCUGGGGUUUCAGUUCCGAAACCCCAGGAGGAGGAAAUGGAUUCGGAGCUGUUGAGGCUCGCGGGCCCACCGAGGUUCCUCUUCACGAUAAAAGAGGAAACUCGGGAGGACCUGGAGUCUCAGGACAGGAGGAAACCAAGAAGAAGACUGAGUGAUGUUCUCUUUCUCCAAGAAGAUGGAGAUGUGGACAACUAUGCCCAUUCUACCCCUUACUUCACCCCACCCCUAACCCCAUUGAACCCUCUCUUUGAACCCUCAAAUGGGUUUGGGUUCACCCCCAUUUUGGGUGGUGGGCCCUCCCCACCCCCCACCUUCAAGUUCUUGAGAGAUGCUGAGGAAAAGCUGUUCAAAAGGAAGAUCUUGGAGGCUGAAGAAGCCCAAAGAUUUCCCAAGAAAAUGGAUGUUUCUGCUCAAGUUGAUGAUGGGGAUGAAGAAGAAAGGGGAGAAAAUGGAUCUUUUAUUAGGCUGAUUUGCCCAAGAAGAAGAGAGGAAGAGAUUGAAAAUGUGAGUGCUUCACAAGUUCUUCCCUUGCCCUCAGAUUCACCAUCAAAUUAAAUUUAAUUUGAUGAAUCCCCCCUAGUAGAAGUGAUUGACAUGAUGAAAUGUUCUUUUUUUUUCAAUCCAUCAUUUUUAUUGAGCUUUGGUUUUUUUAUUUUUGAAAAAAAUUCAUGUCAGUAGAGAAUUUUACAAGAAUAAUCUAAGAUUACAAAAGUAUUACUAGCCCUAUCAGAAAUUUUUAUUUCUUACAAUAAUAUUUCAAAAAUUGU